AUGACCAUUCGUAAAAUGCACAAUCCGACGUCUGGAAGGGUGAUCGAGAACACAAGAGUCGCAAAGAAAGGCAAGGAUAUCAUGAGACCAGGACCACGUAUGGAGCGACAAGCCCUCCGGGCUAACUUCCGACCCCUAUAUCCCGAGGAUGAUUCUGUAUCGGGCGGAAAGAAGUCUGCCAUGGGAGAAGACUCCUCGAUCAUCGAUGGAUGUCUCUCGUUGCCGUCCAAAGACAAUAACCCGAUGGUGUCUGAGAAGGAACCUGAACCCGAGAUCAUUCCAAAGCUCCCCGAAAAUUCAACUGAAAACGAUUCGGAACCAGACAUAUUUGAAGAGCUGUUGGAAAAGUUUCCUCACUUCUUUCACCUAGAUGAAGAUCUACCGAUUAUCGAGCCUAGUCCACCAAUCUCCGAGGACACAGUCCAAUACGAUUCAACCCCCAAAUCCGAAAGAAAAAGAGCAAGAUCGGCCCUGUUAACAUUCUUCUCGUCGCCGAGUAAUAGGCGCGGUAAAUUAAGAAUAACUAAGGAAGAAGGUGGUCUUGAAAUUCUCAAGAACUGCCGGAGCCAGGAUGUUUCUGGUAUAAAGUUGCAGGUCGAUACUGUUGAUGAUAUCAUGGAAAGAUUCUUUUCGGCAACUAAUCAGUACGAUACUUUAAUGAUAUCGAGGGGGAUAACCCAGAGUCAAGGGAUUAAGAUUGAAUUGCAGGGUUGGAGGAAGUCAGAACCGACCGCAGACUGUGGUAGCGUGGACAUCUCGGGACUGAGCUUAGACGGGUGA
Messenger RNA from Botrytis fragariae, 780 nucleotides. RefSeq lists its product as uncharacterized. The transcript has a single exon. NCBI's taxonomy places the organism in Eukaryota, Fungi, Ascomycota, Leotiomycetes, Helotiales, Sclerotiniaceae. The coding region runs from base 1 to 780 and encodes 259 amino acids. The record is from RefSeq and is a predicted model, not a curated record.